Arachis duranensis is the source of this 729-nucleotide messenger RNA. RefSeq lists its product as uncharacterized. Bases 1 to 729 code for a protein of 242 amino acids. The transcript is spliced from 2 exons. Gene Ontology annotation, molecular function: nucleic acid binding. NCBI's taxonomy places the organism in Eukaryota, Viridiplantae, Streptophyta, Magnoliopsida, Fabales, Fabaceae. The record is from RefSeq and is a predicted model, not a curated record.
AUGGCUCAGACUAUGGAGGACACUUUGGAUGUGAGCGGACAGCCACCAAGGUUAUCCAAAGUGGCUUCUACUGGCCCACACUUUCUAAGGACUCUAGAGAGUUUCUCUGUAAAUGUGACAGUUGCCAAAGGGCUGGAAAUCUCCCUCAUGAGGACAGUAAGCGUCUCUAGAGAAGAUUGGGCUAGAAAGCUUGAUGAUGCUCUGUGGCCAUACAGAACAGCUUUUAAAAUCCCCAUUGGACCAUCGCCAUAUCAACUGGUGUAUGGAAAAUCCUGUCAUUUGCCAGUGGAACUAGAACACAAGGUCUAUUGGGCAACUAGAUUCCUCAACCUUGAUGCUAAAGCAGCUGGAGAAAAAAGGCUACUUCAACUAAAUGAGUUGGAUGAAUUCCGACUAGUUGCAUUUGAAGAUACAAAGAUCUAUAAAGAAAAAGCAAAAAGGUGGCAUGACAGGAAGAUAUCUUCCAGAGUCAUUGAACUAGGACAAAAGGUCCUGCUCUUCAACUCAAGACUUAAAUUAUUCCCUAGGAAACUCAAAUUUUUUCGCUGGAAGGGACCGUAUGUGAUUACUAGUGUAUCACCUUACGGGCACAUAGAACUUCAGGGUAAAGAUCCGGACAACAGGUUCACUGUCAAUGGGCAAAGAGUCAAGCAUUACCUUGAAGGAGAUAUUGAGAUCACUGGGCAGAGAGUCAAGUGCAAAUUCGAAAGAGAGGCUGGGAGAUUCUAG